GCCUUACCAAUCCCAUGCAUAAGUAUAUAGUCUUUGAAAAACUCUUUGGAGUUCCCUCCUUUUCCUCCCCAUUUCUACUCUUUCUCUCUAGGGUUGUUUACGUAUCUUUCCAUUUCAUCACAUUGAUUACAUAUCCAAUUGUUUCGUCAUAAUUGAAUAUGAGCAAUUCUCAGUUAGAUUCCGAUCUCCAUACCUCCCUCCCUGCCGCUGCCGCCGCUUUGAGUGCUGAGGAUCGUGCUGGCUUGGUAAAUGCACUCAAGAAUACGCUUCAGAAUUUGGCUUUGGAGAACUCGGACAUACUUGAGACUUUGUCACCACAAGUUAGGAAGCGCGUUGAUGCUUUGAGAGAACUUCAGGGUCAACAUGAUGAACUGCAAGCUAAGUUUUUGGAGGAGAAGGCUGCACUUGAAGUUAAAUACCAGAAGCUGUAUGAACCGUUGUACACAAAGAGAUAUGAAAUAGUAAAUGGCGUUGUUGAAGUGGAAGGUGUCAAUGUGGCUCCUGUGGACCAGGGUGACAAUAAAGGGACAGGAGAUGGUACUGAGAAAGGCAUUCCCAACUUCUGGCUGAUCGCUAUGCAGAAUAAUGAGAUAUUGGCAGAGGAGAUCUCAGAGGAUGAUGAAGAAGCUUUAGAAUUCCUCAAGGAUAUCAAGUGGUGCAGAGUCGAUGAUCCAAAGGGUUUUAAGCUUGAAUUCUUCUUUGAUACAAACCCCUUUUUCAAGAAUCCAGUAUUGACAAAGACCUAUCACAUGAUUGGUGAUGAUGAACCCAUACUGGAGAAAGCAAUAGGGACAGAUAUUGAAUGGUAUCCAGGAAAAUGCUUGACGCGGAAGAUUUUAAAGAAGAGGCAAAAGAAAGGAUUAAAAAAUGUCAAGCCCGAAAUUAGGAUUGAGGACUGUGAAAGUUUCUUCAACUUUUUCAAACCGCCACAAGUACCUGAAGAUGAUGGCUAUGAUAUAGACAAUGAUACUGUUGAAAAACUCCAGCAUCAAAUGGAACAAGAUUAUGAAAUUGGCUCAACAAUCAGGGACAAAAUAAUCCCUCAUGCAGUGUCAUGGUUCACUGGUGAGCUAGCUGAAAACGAUGACUCUGAAGAUACGGAAGAUGAAGAUGAGGAUGAAGAAGAGAAGUGUGAAAAUAAGCCUUGAGGACCAAAGGUGAUAUGAACAUAUCUGUGGCACUUCCGUCUGGUGUCCUUUCAUUUUCUUAGACUUGAUGAACAGUGGAUUGAUUUGACAAAAUUGUAGAAGAGUGCCAGAGUCACAAGCUGGAGAAGGUUAGCAGGGUGGUGAAUGUCCUAGAGAGUGCAAGCAAGAGUAGUUUGUGGUUGCAUGCUAGGUCACAAGCUAAUGGAAAACAGCAAUCUCGGAACCCUUGGUUGAUAAAUUUGCCUUAGCCAAUUUUUUUGUGCACAUUUUCCCUUUCCGUCCACUCCUUUUUCCAUCAUCCUUUUCUGCGUGUUAUGUUUUGAUGUGAUUUGUCAUGGCUCUGGUUUUUUGAUUCUGUGGUUUGCUUUUCUUACCAUGAAAUGGUGGACCCUUUUUGCUAGUGUCCUUGCUACCCCCCACCCACCAUCGCUCCUUUCUCUGCAGUCGUCUAUGUAGAUUGAUACAACUAUGAUUGCUUAUACCAAAGGCUUAUACAUGAUCCAACUUUGUAUAUAUGUACUAGCUGCCGUGUAAAUAUUUUUCU
Messenger RNA from Lycium ferocissimum, 1692 nucleotides. RefSeq names its product nucleosome assembly protein 1;4-like. Lineage: Eukaryota; Viridiplantae; Streptophyta; Magnoliopsida; Solanales; Solanaceae. Gene Ontology annotation, molecular function: histone binding; chromatin binding. Gene Ontology annotation, cellular component: chromatin; nucleus. The transcript has 11 exons. Gene Ontology annotation, biological process: nucleosome assembly. The coding region runs from base 159 to 1148 and encodes 329 amino acids. The record is from RefSeq and is a predicted model, not a curated record.